GUAGCGCACCAUAGCUAACCGCUGUGUGAGUCGUCGCGAUCGUAUUCAUGUUCCGAGCAAGAAAACUGCAGGCAUGCAAUGGUCGUGGAUGCUGCAUAAAUGCUUCCAGCCAACAGUGCAACAAGCGUUUGCUGUAGGACUGUCGGUAGUGGCGCCCAGUCUCUUGCUCCGACUGCUAGUGCUCUACAGUGGUCUCCAGAAGAGAAUAAUCAGCCUCGUGGCUACUGUCCUGGGACUCCUGGUCCUUUGGUGGUACUAUGAGAGAAGCGUGGCAUACUUCAUCGUUCUCUGUGGGAUUUUAUACCCGCUGUUUGCGCUGGUUCCUAGAGGGAGAGGCGCCCUUAUAGCAAUUGUCUGUGUGCUCUUCAUCUUCUCCUGUGAGCUCUUCAUUGCAUCGAAAGAAGAAUGGCAUAAAGUCAGAGCACAGAUGAUGCUGACACGUGUGAUGCCUUUGUGAAUUAAAAGCAACUCACAAGAAUAAUAGGUGCAUUCAAGAUUCUGGAAAAACAGGGUGCUCUAUCACCAAACUCGCUGGAAAUGGCGUGUUUUAUCCCUCAAAUGUCAAUGUCACAAAGUGGAUAGUAAGGGUCGUUCUUGGUUGUGGUAAUGAAGAUCAUCUCACUGGCCUUUGACCUGGAGGGGUAUCCGGACAUCAAAGGGGAGCAGAAACCGGCCAUUGUGUCCAGCAUCCCGGACCUGUUCUCUUACAUGAGCUACUGUCUCUUCCCUGGAACCACUGUCUUUGGCCCUUUCCUCACCUACACUGACCACUCUAAAUUUCUUCAUGCCACUCCUCUGAGCACAAGGUGGGCAUUGAAGAUUGUAUCCAGUAUGGUUGUUGCUGCUGUGUGUCUCGGGCUCUCUGUCUGUGUCCUCCCUUUCCUCCUAAACGAACCUCAAUACAACAAGUGGUUGGCUGCCUACAUGGCAGCUGCCUCGUUCCGCUACAGCCACUAUUUCAUUAGUUUCCUCUCCCAGAGCUCAACCAUCGCCUCUGGCAUUGGCUAUGACAGCAACAUUGACUCCUGGUCUUUCAGUGUGGUGCAUCCAGUGGCAGUUGAGAUACCACGCUCCAUGUCAAUGGUAGCCACUAACUGGAACCUGCCCAUGCACAAAUUCCUAAAGAACUAUGUGUACAAGCCAUCUCGUCGCUAUCUUGGCCAGUUUGGUGCUGUUCUUCUCACAUUCUCUACCAGUGCCCUGUUACAUGGUAUGAACUUCCAACUCUCUGCUGUUUUGCUCUCUCUAGGAACCUAUGCCUUCAUCGAAAGUGUGCUGAGAAUGAAGCUUAGCAAGAGGCUGAAUGCCUGUGUCCUGGACAGGCCUUGCAGCCAGUCUGGGUGUGGUCACCGUCACAAGAGUGUGGAGUGGUGGGUGGUUCUCAUGAACAGUGGGUUUGUACUGCUCAACCUCUUCCACCUCGCCUACCUUGGUGUCAUGUUUGAUGUCACCAACGAGGAACCAGGGCUGCAGGAACAGGGUUUUUCUUAUACACAUACUUUGAAGAAAUGGGCUCAUUUGAACUUCCUCAGUCACUGGGUGGCCCUUGGAACCUUUAUCCUCUCCUUGAUUCUCUAACUAUCAUGGUUAAUGUUGUUGUUCAUUCAUGAAAUUCAUUUUUUUCACAACUUUGAUUAUGAUGUGUUGCUUUU
Messenger RNA from Geodia barretti, 1652 nucleotides. Lineage: Eukaryota; Metazoa; Porifera; Demospongiae; Tetractinellida; Geodiidae. The record is from the annotation of a GenBank genome assembly.